Messenger RNA from Actinia tenebrosa (Australian red waratah sea anemone), 2530 nucleotides. RefSeq lists its product as uncharacterized. Lineage: Eukaryota; Metazoa; Cnidaria; Anthozoa; Actiniaria; Actiniidae. Gene Ontology annotation, molecular function: protein binding. The record is from RefSeq and is a predicted model, not a curated record.
UCAAGCUUGAUUCAGUUUGGUGUCUCUUCCUUAAGAUGUCAGGCGUAUGUGGAUUUUCUGUAGAGCAUUCUUGGGGAGUGGGAUCAGUAAGACAAUGUGCAGGAUUCCCUGGUAAUAUUCUCUUUGAUGAUCAAGUAGAAAAGAUAUAUUGUGUUCCACUAGGACCCCAAAUAGUCUGCUGGGAUAUUGAGAAGAAAGAAAGAAAGAUAUGUUUUCAAGGUCACAGUGACUUAAUCAUUUGUCUUCAGUAUAACCACAGCUAUGGAGUAGUACUAACAAUAUCAUACAGUGGUGAAAUCAAACUUUGGAAUGAGGAUUUUAAACUUUUGUUAUCAGAGAAAACAGGCUUUGGGAAUGCUCAUUAUGGUGUUUGGUCUAAUGAUGGGCAAAGAUUCCUUAUCUGUGGAGGUCCUUGGAAAUUUUCAUUACUUACAGUUUAUGAACUAUCCAAAGCCAGUGAUGGCCGAUUCAAUUUUUCUACAGUAUGGCAAAAUGUGGGGGUAGCAGCAGCAACCCUGGAUGGCUCCACAAAUAGCAUAUCAGAUGUUGAUAAUAAGGAAGAUAUAAGAGAACAAGAGAAUAAUGCAAGUAUAACAUACAUCAAACAAAAUGAUAACUAUAUCAUUUCACAGUUUAGCUCUAAGGAUACUGUUCUAGCUAUCUUUGAAAGAUACCAUGGUAAUGCUAGUGAAGUUCAUUUGUUUGAUGCCAAUGGGGCAAUGAUACAUUCUAAUAUUCUUGAUCCCUUGGACAACCCAAAAGCAGCCAUUAUGUGCACUACUCCUUGUCAUAAUGGUGCCUUUGCAGUAGGCUUCCAGGGAGGCGUAUUCGAAGUAUUGAAUGAAGAAGACCUCACUAUGAAGUCAGUCUUUCAGGCUACAGGAUCACCUCAGGUAGCACUGUGGGACAAAGACUAUAUCCUUGCAGUUUCAUAUCUAUCUGGAGUUCUUUCUUGGUGGACAACAGAAGGCGUCUGUGUUCAUGAACUAAAAGGCGGACCUAAAGAUUCUAAUAUACAUGUCAACUGGGUAUCCACUAGUUCCCAUAAUGCAUUAUGGAUAGCAGGUAUAAUGGCCUUGAACUAUGUUGAGUUGAUGUACACCAAUGAGGGAGAUUUUUUCCCCUCAAGUAUAAGACAGAAAUAUUCGUUAAGAUAUCAUGAAGUGACUGGCUGUGGCUUUGAUCUGAGCAACAGUAAUCUAACUGCUUCAGGCGACUUUGUUGGUAAUGUUUUUGUUUGGGAAAAAGGUAAAAAUGAGCCGCUCUAUAGAACAAAACAGGAAACAGCCAUCAGGAGUCUCGUAUGGAAAAAUGAUAAGCUCUUUAUUGGUUGUCUGGAUGGUCUCAUAAUACAAUGGACUCCGAGUAAUGCUGAAUUUCCUGUUGUAUGCUUGGCUUGUACAAGUGGAGUCCUGUCUCUUCGUUGGUCACACAAUAAACUUGCUAUAGGUCUAGAGAAUGGUGACCUUCUCCUGUACACCUUCACAGAUGAAGAAUAUUCAGAUCCAGUCAGGAUAAUCAAUCAAAAAGCUCAUUCACAAACAAAAGAUGGUGCUUUGUUGCCUGCUGAAAUCUGGAGUGUUUGCUGGAGUCCUUGUGGCAAAAUGAUUGCCACUGCAUCUGAAGAUCAAACUACAUGUAUUUGGAAUGCAUCCAAUGGAAACAAAUUACGCACUCUGCAUGGACACACUACUGCCGUAACAUCAGUAGAUUGGAAAACAAUGCGUGACAACAGCAAGAACAUACUUGCAACAUGUGGUGAUGACAGAACGGUACAAAUCAUGGAUGGGAUCUCAUUUGACAUAAUCCAUACUCUCAAACUACAUAACAUUGAGGGUUGGUUUACACUAACCUAUUUGAGCCUCAACCCUCAUGAUCAAAAGUGUCUUUGUUCUACACAGAAUGGUCACCUUGCAUUGUGGGAUUGUUCUACAGGAAACUUGCUUGCAUGUCAUAAAAUGCACUGCGGGUCAAUAGAAGGGCUUGCGUGGAGUCAAGACUUCAGUGAAUUUGGAACAGUUAGUUCUGAUUGUGUGGUUAACAUAUUCCAUAUAAAAGACCAUUGAAAGAGAAGCUUAUUUAUCAAGCAUGCACCCCCUAACUUGACUUACUGUCAUAGUGAUUGCAGUUUUUUAUACCAAACAUGCAUUUACAUGAUUUUCAUGCAAUAUAAAUAUAAUUAUAAUAUUAAUACCACUCUUUUCAACGCUACUAACUGGGGAAAACAAACAAUGCAGUUUCAAGCCAUGAAAGAAUGGAACAAUCUGAGUGACACUCUUAAACAGUGUUCUAAUAUCAACCAUUUUAAAUCAAUAAUGUUGACUUUUCAGCAACGAGCUGGUUUCGAUAUUCAACCUCCUAAUUCUCUUUUUGCAUAUUAUUGUAAAAUAUCUUAUUUAUCAGGACCUUCUUUAAAAUGAAGAAGCUUCCUGUUAAAAUAUGAACGUAAAUAUUCGCUGAUGAAGGCCACAGUGGCAACAGGGAUAUAGGGCAAUACACUGCUGCCAAUUAAAGAUUAUAAAGGUACUCA